Messenger RNA from Schistosoma margrebowiei, 7097 nucleotides. The record is from the annotation of a GenBank genome assembly. NCBI's taxonomy places the organism in Eukaryota, Metazoa, Platyhelminthes, Trematoda, Strigeidida, Schistosomatidae.
UGUAUUUUCUACUCUAAUUCCCUGUUUCGUGCAUAAAUGUAUUUUUCCAAAUUAUUGUACGUCGUAGUCAAGAUAUUCACUUAUUUAUUCAUGUACAUUUUUGCAUUAAUCCGAAUUCAGAGAAUCCAGAGUUCAGUGUUCCACCUGUCUUGUCUUCUCUCACUUGCGUGCUUGCCAACCAAUCAGGUUCUAGAAUAGUUAUCUCUCUACCCCAACUCGAACUCACGCGUGAUAGACUUCAAGGUUAAGCCGCUCACCCUAUCGCGUCAAGGUCAUAGUUAAAUCUAGACAGAUCAAGGUGAAGUCAUAACAAGUAUCACGGGGUAAAGCGAUUCAAGGUCAUAACAACUGGCGACGGGAAUUUCUUAUUAUUUUAUAUAUUGAUUGAUCCAGUACAAAAUGCCUGUAUCAUUGGAUGACCUUAAAACUAUUCUUCAAAUGCAGCAAGCACAAAAUGAUGCGAAUCAAACGAAGCUUUUGGAUGCAUUGGCACGAAUGUUCUCAUUACAGUCGUCCUCAACUUGUCAAUCAGACAAGUAUGAAAGUAUCAUAAAUUCUAUUUCUGAAUUCCACUAUGAUCCUGAAGCUAAUGUCAUUUUCAGUUCGUGGUUUCACCGUUAUGAAGACAUUUUCCGCAUUGAAUACUCGCAUCUUGAUGACGCAGCAAAAGUCCGCUUACUCUUAAGAAGACUGGGAACACAGGAAUAUAAUAAAUAUGUGAAUUUUAUUUUACCGCAAAAUCCACGAGAUGUAUCAUUCAAAGAUACAGUCCAGAUUUUAUCUGAUAUUUUCGAUGAACAGUCCUCAUUAUUUAAUGCUCGUUAUAAAUGUUUCCAAUUAACAAAAUCUCCAGAGGACGAUUAUGUCACGUAUGCUGGGAAGGUGAAUCGAGAGUGCGAACGUUUUAAAAUAAACGAAAUCACUGCAGACCAAUUUAAAUGCUUGAUUUUCAUAUGUGGUCUAAAGAAUGAAGAAGAUGCAGAUGUCCGUACCAGAAUGUUGGCACGUAUUGAACAAGAACCAAAUAUGACAUUACAAAUGGUCACAACCGAAUGUCAGCGAUUACUUAAUCUCAAGCAUGACACGGCUAUGGUGCAACAGAAGGUUAAACCUUCCGAGUCUGGUUCAAUUAAUGCACUCCGAUCCAUAAAAUCAUCGAAACAAAACUGUACAAGCACGAAACAACCUUCUGCGAAACCCCCAUCACCAUGCUGGUUCUGCGGAGCAUGGCAUUUUGCGAAAUUCUGUCCGUUCAAGAAUCAUAAAUGCCGCAAAUGCCAUCGCAUUGGCCACAAAGACGGUCAUUGUUCGUCAAAUAAACGCAAGACUAAACGUCGUAGUGAAAAUUCAAAUCAACGAUCAAACAGUCAAAUUAAAACCACGUUUGCAACCUUUAAAGUUGGAUUUAAAAGCAGGCGGAAAUUUGUAAAUUUAUUAGUAAAUGAAAAACUUAUACGACUUCAGUUGGACACUGCUUCUGAUGUCACGUUGAUUUCAAAGAACACAUGGCACAAGUUAGGAUGCCCACGCAUCCGACCGACGGAACAUGUCGCCCGAAAUGCUUCAGGAGACAUAGUAAAGUUAACAGGAGAGGUUCUAUGCAAUGUUCAACUCAUGGGAAGUAAAUUUACGGAUGUUUGUUAUCUAACAAAUCGACACGAUUUAGAUCUAUUGGGAUUAGAUUGGAUUGCUCAUGUUGAUACUUUGAAUAAAUUAUUAGAUGAGGUAUGUUCCCAUAAUGUUUCCUAUGAGUCUAUCCAAAUCCCUAAUGAUAUUUCUAAAUCAAAUGCCUCCAACGAAUCAUCCUCUCUGGAUAUUAAUGAAUUAAGUGCUCCUGAUGUAACAUGUUCUUAUGAUUUUUCUGAAUCAAACAAUUCAAAUGUUAUUUGUUCUCACCAUGUCAAAUCUAAUACCGCCGAUUCAUUACCUUCUCAUAAAAUUUCCAAAUCGAAGACUUCAGACAAAGUAUGCGCUGGUGAAAUUUCGAAGUCUCAUGUACUUCAUUCUAAUGUUAUGUCUACAUCAAAGUCUUCUGUUUCCUCUCAAUUGUCGUCUGUAUCUUACAUAAAUCAUCUUCGACAAAAGCAUGCAUGUGUAUUUCAAAACAAACUGGGUUGUUGUAAAUUCACCAAAGUAUCUUUAUCACUAAAGGAAAAUGCAAAACCCAUUUUCAGACCGAAACGACCAGUGCCUUAUGCUGCUUUGUCAGUCGUUGACCAAGAAUUGGACAGGUUAGAAGCACUAGGUGUCAUUGAGCCAGUAAAUUAUUCAUCGUGGGCUGCUCCCAUAGUGGUCGUGAGAAAAGCAAACGGAACUGUUCGCAUUUGUGCUGAUUUUUCCACUGGUCUGAAUAAUGCUCUAGAAGAUCACACAUAUCCACUUCCCAUACAGGAAGAUUUAUUCAUCAAACUAAAUGGAGGAAAGUAUUUUGCUAAAAUUGACCUGGCUGACGCAUAUCUCCAGAUAGAAGUUGAUCCAGCCUCCCAACCAUUACUGACGAUUAACACCCACAGAGGUCUUUACCAAUAUAAGCGUUUACCUUUUGGUGUGAAACCAGCACCAGCUAUCUUUCAACAAAUAAUGGACACUAUGUUGGCUAAUUUGCCAGGAGUCGCUGUCUAUUUGGAUGAUGUAAUCGUUACAGGUUCCAGUAAGUCCGAGUUAUUCAAUCGACUCGAUACUGUUUUAACCAAAAUAUCUGAGUGUGGAUUCUAUCUAAAAGAAGAAAAGUGUACAUUCUUCAUGAACUCGGUGAAAUAUCUUGGUUUUGUUUUCGACAAAAAUGGACGACGCCCAGAUCCGGAAAAUGUACGAGCUAUCCAAAAUAUGCCUCCUCCAUCUAAUGUAGCAACUCUGCGUUCCUUCCUUGGUCUUAUCAGUUAUUACAGUAAUUUCUUGCCACAACUGCAUCGCCUCCGAGCACCUAUGAAUCAAUUAUUAUCCAGUAAUGUAAAAUGGAAUUGGUCCACUAAGUGUCAAAAAUGUUUUGAUGAAGUAAAGUCAUUAUUAACGUCGGAUCUACUUCUUACAUAUUUUGAUCCCUCGCUGGAAAUUGUUGUUGCUGCAGAUGCUUCUGACUAUGGUAUCGGUGCCGUCAUAUCCCAUAAGUUUCCAGAUGGCAAAGAGAAGGCUAUCGCACAUGCUUCCAGAACAUUGACUUCAGCAGAACGCAAGUACAGUCAAAUUGAGAAAGAAGGAUUGGCAUUAAUUUUCGCAGUAAAAAAGUUUCACAAGAUGCUGCAUGGCAGAAAAUUUACCUUAAUCACUGAUCAUAAACCCCUAUUAUCAAUUUUCGGAUCUAAGAAAGGUAUACCAGUUUAUACCGCAAACCGCCUCCAACGAUGGGCUACAAUGCUAUUGGGUUAUGAUUUCGUUAUCAAAUACAAAUCUACCUCUGAUUUUGGCCAUGCUGAUGCAUUAUCGCGCUUAAUAAGCAAUCAUAAGCUUGAAAACGAAGAUACUGUUAUCGCUUCUAUAUCAGUGGAAGAAGAUGUAAGCAGAAUGUUGUUUAAUUCAACACAAAUUCUUCCAGUGACAGCUGCUCGAAUCGCUGAACACACUCGCCGCGAUCCUAUCUUAAGACGAUUAUCUACAUUUAUCCAGCGUGGUUGGCCCCCACGUAUAACAUCUCAUGAACUGAAACAGUAUUAUCAACGACGUCAAUCUUUAUCCAUCGUAAAUGACUGUAUUAUGGUUGCUGAUCGCGUAGUGGUUCCGUAUAACUUACGCUCACUCGUCCUGAAACAACUGCAUACAGCCCAUCCAGGUACUGGAAGAAUGAAAGCUAUUGCUCGAAGUUAUGUAUAUUGGCCUAAUAUCGAUGAACACAUCGAAGAUUUCGUGCGUGCGUGCAGAAAAUGUGCUGAGGUUUCUAAGUGUCCACGAAAAGCUGAACUACAUUCCUGGCCAUCUCCAGAAGAACCUUGGUCACGUAUACAUGUUGAUUUUGCUGGCCCAUUCCAGGGUACGUACUUCCUCGUUUGUGUUGAUGCUUAUUCAAAAUGGCCGGAGAUUUUUCCUAUAAAUCAAAUCACUUCGCAACAGACUAUCAGGAAGCUACGGCAGUUAUUCUCCCGUUUUGGAGUUCCAGAUGUUCUCGUGACAGAUAACGGCACUCAGUUUAUUUCUUCCAUCUUCUCAGAUUUCUGCAAGAGGUUUGGAGUCAAACAUGUCCGUUCACCUCCGUACCAUCCACAAUCGAAUGGUCAGGCCGAAAGGUUUGUAGAUACUUUCAAAAGAGCGCUACUGAAGGCAAAAGGGGAGGGAAAGAUAGAGGAGAUUCUUGAUGAUUUUCUCUUGGUCUAUAGAACAACUUCAAACCCAUCAACACCAAAUCAAAUGUCCCCAGCAGAAAUCAUGUUUGGUCGAAAAGUAAGAACUGCUCUCGAUGCCAUAAAACCACAGAAAAUAGACAUCGGAAAAAGAAACAGAAAGAUGGAAAGCCAGUUUGAUCGCCAUCAUGGGGCGAAACGCAGAAUUUUCCAAAAAAAUCAAAAAGUAUACGUCCGUGAUUUCCGAUAUUCACCUCCACAAUGGACCAGUGGACGCAUACUUAAGAGACAAGGGAAUGUAAUGUAUGUGGUGGAAGUUGAAGGACAGAAGUGGACACGCCAUGUCAACCACAUACUGGAAAAUGCUGGCACUUCACAGAAAACCGAGAAAUUAGACUCAAUGUGGAGAAUCAUUCUGGACAGUUUCGACAUAAAAUGCUCAGCAACUCAGAAGACUGCGCAACAUGAACAAAGUCCUAUUAGAAAAGCAUCACGGAAACGCAGAAGACCAGAUAUUCUACAGGUAGACCCAAAGAGGAGAACAUACGUUUCCGAAGGAAGAUAUCAAUGAUGAUAUCUCAGCACUUACCUGUAUAUAGUAACUAACCAUAUUUUUUUUUCUUUUUUUUAAGGGGGAAGGUGUUAUGAACGGGGAAUUAAGAAGCCCAGACAAUCACGAAAGCUAUUUUCUUGGGACGUUAUUGCAUUUCAUUCAAACCCUGUAAAACACUUAUAUUUAUUUUUGUCCCUAUCUUAUUCUACAUAACACGAGCUUUCGUUCUAUGCAUCAUUCACUAGCAUACUCUUUUUGGUUCCGAAAAUAUUGUAAUUUAAAGAUAAUAUUUUGCACUGUAUUUUCUACUCUAAUUCCCUGUUUCGUGCAUAAAUGUAUUUUUCCAAAUUAUUGUACGUCGUAGUCAAGAUAUUCACUUAUUUAUUCAUGUACAUUUUUGCAUUAAUCCGAAUUCAGAGAAUCCAGAGUUCAGUGUUCCACCUGUCUUGUCUUCUCUCACUUGCGUGCUUGCCAACCAAUCAGGUUCUAGAAUAGUUAUCUCUCUACCCCAACUCGAACUCACGCGUGAUAGACUUCAAGGUUAAGCCGCUCACCCUAUCGCGUCAAGGUCAUAGUUAAAUCUAGACAGAUCAAGGUGAAGUCAUAACAAGUAUCACGGGGUAAAGCGAUUCAAGGUCAUAACAACUGGCGACGGGAAUUUCUUAUUAUUUUAUAUAUUGAUUGAUCCAGUACAAAAUGCCUGUAUCAUUGGAUGACCUUAAAACUAUUCUUCAAAUGCAGCAAGCACAAAAUGAUGCGAAUCAAACGAAGCUUUUGGAUGCAUUGGCACGAAUGUUCUCAUUACAGUCGUCCUCAACUUGUCAAUCAGACAAGUAUGAAAGUAUCAUAAAUUCUAUUUCUGAAUUCCACUAUGAUCCUGAAGCUAAUGUCAUUUUCAGUUCGUGGUUUCACCGUUAUGAAGACAUUUUCCGCAUUGAAUACUCGCAUCUUGAUGACGCAGCAAAAGUCCGCUUACUCUUAAGAAGACUGGGAACACAGGAAUAUAAUAAAUAUGUGAAUUUUAUUUUACCGCAAAAUCCACGAGAUGUAUCAUUCAAAGAUACAGUCCAGAUUUUAUCUGAUAUUUUCGAUGAACAGUCCUCAUUAUUUAAUGCUCGUUAUAAAUGUUUCCAAUUAACAAAAUCUCCAGAGGACGAUUAUGUCACGUAUGCUGGGAAGGUGAAUCGAGAGUGCGAACGUUUUAAAAUAAACGAAAUCACUGCAGACCAAUUUAAAUGCUUGAUUUUCAUAUGUGGUCUAAAGAAUGAAGAAGAUGCAGAUGUCCGUACCAGAAUGUUGGCACGUAUUGAACAAGAACCAAAUAUGACAUUACAAAUGGUCACAACCGAAUGUCAGCGAUUACUUAAUCUCAAGCAUGACACGGCUAUGGUGCAACAGAAGGUUAAACCUUCCGAGUCUGGUUCAAUUAAUGCACUCCGAUCCAUAAAAUCAUCGAAACAAAACUGUACAAGCACGAAACAACCUUCUGCGAAACCCCCAUCACCAUGCUGGUUCUGCGGAGCAUGGCAUUUUGCGAAAUUCUGUCCGUUCAAGAAUCAUAAAUGCCGCAAAUGCCAUCGCAUUGGCCACAAAGACGGUCAUUGUUCGUCAAAUAAACGCAAGACUAAACGUCGUAGUGAAAAUUCAAAUCAACGAUCAAACAGUCAAAUUAAAACCACGUUUGCAACCUUUAAAGUUGGAUUUAAAAGCAGGCGGAAAUUUGUAAAUUUAUUAGUAAAUGAAAAACUUAUACGACUUCAGUUGGACACUGCUUCUGAUGUCACGUUGAUUUCAAAGAACACAUGGCACAAGUUAGGAUGCCCACGCAUCCGACCGACGGAACAUGUCGCCCGAAAUGCUUCAGGAGACAUAGUAAAGUUAACAGGAGAGGUUCUAUGCAAUGUUCAACUCAUGGGAAGUAAAUUUACGGAUGUUUGUUAUCUAACAAAUCGACACGAUUUAGAUCUAUUGGGAUUAGAUUGGAUUGCUCAUGUUGAUACUUUGAAUAAAUUAUUAGAUGAGGUAUGUUCCCAUAAUGUUUCCUAUGAGUCUAUCCAAAUCCCUAAUGAUAUUUCUAAAUCAAAUGCCUCCAACGAAUCAUCCUCUCUGGAUAUUAAUGAAUUAAGUGCUCCUGAUGUAACAUGUUCUUAUGAUUUUUCUGAAUCAAACAAUUCAAAUGUUAUUUGUUCUCACCAUGUCAAAUCUAAUACCGCCGAUUCAUUACCUUCUCAUAAAAUUUCCAAAUCGAAGACUUCAGACAAAGUAUGCGCUGG